UUCUCUAAUUUAUUGCUUUCUCUGUCUCUGCAAAAUCUCUCUCGUGCGCCGUCCUAUUCCUUCACUCUCUCCUCUGCCACCCUAUUCCUUCACUCAUUCCCCUUCCCUGUACUUCCAACUGAAAGGCAAUGGAGCAUUACAAGGCCCAUCCUUACGACUCUUCAGAAGAGAAUUUUUACAACAGAUCAUCGCUUCAGCUGGGAGGCAGUUGGGCGCUGCAGAGAAUCGAACGAUUGGCCUCUGAGAGCGCAGUGACCAUCUUCACCGUAAGCUCGUGCUGUAUGUGCCAUGUUGCCAAGAGGCUACUGUUAGAGCUGGGCGUAAGUCCUACUGUUUACGAGCUGGACCACCAAAAUGGCGGCGAGGAGAUAGAUAAGGCUCUGCUCAGACUGAUGGGUACUGCCCAAUCUGUUCCUGCUGUCUUCAUAGGCGGAAAGCUCGUGGGGGGCUUAGAACAGCUAAUGACUUGUCACAUUAGCGGCUCUCUCGUGCCUCUCUUGAAAGAAGCCGGCGCAUUAUGGCUCUGAAAAAGGAUAACCUGGCUGUCAUAUGGUCUGUUGGUCUGUAGUCUUUUUGAUUUACCAAGAAAAAAAGUUUUGUAAUUUUUGGUGGAUUCGGGUUUGUGCUUAGGGCACUGGGUUCCGUGUGUAAUUGUUUUUGUUUUUGUUUUUUAUAUUUUUGGUUAUUUAGACAAGCACUCGAGAACUUGGUCCAUGCUUGCGCUGGAUUCGCAGCUUCUUUUGUCGGCGCAAUGGCGGCUUUUAGUUAUCAGAGCCAAGUUUGAACCAGCGCCUGAAAAGAAAGGAAAAACUUGAACUUCAAAGUUUUCUGAGUAUAUGAUAUCUGUAAAAGUAUUUCAAUAUUUAUCU
Molecule: messenger RNA, 869 nt
Organism: Cryptomeria japonica (Japanese cedar)
Lineage: Eukaryota; Viridiplantae; Streptophyta; Pinopsida; Cupressales; Cupressaceae
Product: glutaredoxin-C1
Exons: 1
Coding region: 129-527 (132 amino acids)
Source: RefSeq, a predicted model, not a curated record